AUGCGGCGCUUCGGCCGCCGCAAGUCGUGGCUGGUGCCCACGCAGUACGUGCUGGGACUGUUCAUGAUCUACCUGUCCACGCAGGUGGACGCGCUGCUGGGCGACGGGCAGGGCCGCGGCCCCGACGUGGUGGCUCUGACCGUGACUUUCUUCCUCUUCGAGUUCCUGGCCGCCACUCAGGACAUCGCCGUGGACGGCUGGGCCCUCACCAUGUUGUCCCGGGAGAACGUGGGCUACGCCUCCACCUGCAACUCGGUGGGACAGACGGCCGGCUACUUCCUGGGCAACGUGCUCUUCCUGGCCCUGGAGUCAGCCUCCUUCUGCAACAAGUACCUGCGCUUCCAGCCCCAGCCCCGAGGCAUCGUCACCCUCUCAGCAAAGGUUGGAUUUUCAGCAGCAGAUGCAGUAACAGGACUCAAGUUGGUGGAAGAGGGAGUACCUAAGGAGCAUCUGGCUCUGCUGGCGGUUCCAAUGGUUCCUUUACAGAUAAUACUGCCUCUGAUUAUCAGCAAAUACACAGCAGGCCCGCAGCCGCUGAACACGUUUUACAAAGCUAUGCCUUUUAGAUUACUUCUUGGGUUGGAAUUUGCUUUUCUGGUGUGGUGGACUCCUAGAGUAAGACAUGAAGGAGGAUUUCCUAUCUACUACUAUGUUGUAGUACUGCUGAGCUAUGCUUUACACCAGAUCUCUCUGUACAGCAUGUAUGUUGCAAUAAUGGCUUUUAAUGCCAAAGUCAGUGAUCCACUGAUUGGAGGAACCUACAUGACGCUCCUCAAUACUGUGUCCAAUCUGGGAGGGAACUGGCCAUCCACUGUUGCACUCUGGCUUGUUGAUCCACUCACGGUUAAAGAGUGUAUAGGAGCCCAGGACCAGGCCUGUGGGAAUGCACUUGAGGCAGAACUCUGCACAAAAGCUGGCGGUUCCUGUGUCACCACCCUGGACGGUUACUACGUGGAAUCUGUCGUCUGUGUCGUUCUGGGGUUCGGUUGGUGGUUCCUGCUGGGGCCAAAGUUCAAAAAGCUGCAGGAUGAAGGACAGUCUGCAUGGAAGUGCAAGAGGACCAACUGA
Molecule: messenger RNA, 1068 nt
Organism: Coturnix japonica (Japanese quail)
Lineage: Eukaryota; Metazoa; Chordata; Aves; Galliformes; Phasianidae
Source: RefSeq, a predicted model, not a curated record